CCGCUCGGGCUCGUCAGAGACCCGCCGCCGCCAGCCAUCCUUCUUAUCCCUUGCCUGCCUGUCCGGUGGUCUCCUUCUCCAUCGCCGUUUCACAGCCGCAGCACCAUCGAUAAAAGCUAAGUGGUCAUUUUGGGACUCGGGGUUGGGAGUCUGGGCGGGAGCAAGGCGCCGGCGGCACAAGCUAGCGCGCCAUCUCCUGCGGCAACUGCCGCUGCUGCAGACACCCCUCCUGGGCGGGAGAGAACACUAUUAAGAGGCCCAGCGGUCCCAGCACCCAAGCUUAGAGUUAGAGCGUUUCUACCAAGCUUUGGUGAGAUCUUUGUGCUUGGUGAAGGGAGACUCCGAGAUCACGGAAAAAUAUCUCAUAUUGGAUAGCACUGACUUUUCCUCAGCUUAAUAGGGCAAGCGGCAGCUUUACCAAAGCUUCCUUAAACUCCUAACCAUGUCGCCCCCAACUGUGCCUCCAAUGGGUGUAGAUGGCGUGUCCGCAUACCUGAUGAAGAAAAGGCACACUCACAGAAAGCAGCGGCGCAAGCCCACUUUCCUCACUCGUAGGAACAUCGUGGGCUGCCGCAUUCAACACGGCUGGAAAGAAGGCAAUGAGCCGGUGGAGCAAUGGAAAGGCACAGUGCUGGAGCAGGUUUCUGUGAAGCCCACUCUCUACAUCAUCAAAUAUGAUGGCAAAGAUAGUGUGUAUGGACUAGAACUGCACCGAGAUAAGAGAGUUUUAGCGCUAGAAAUCCUUCCCGAGAGAGUGCCAACUCCUCGCAUUGAUUCACGUCUCGCAGAUUCCCUGAUUGGCAAGGCAGUGGGGCAUGUGUUUGAGGGGGAGCACGGCAGGAAAGAUGAAUGGAAGGGCAUGGUCCUGGCGCGAGCCCCCGUGAUGGACACUUGGUUUUACAUCACCUAUGAGAAAGAUCCGGUUCUUUAUAUGUACACGCUGCUGGAUGACUACAAAGAUGGUGACCUGCGUAUCAUUCCAGAUUCCAACUACUAUUUCCCUACAGCAGAACGGGAGCCUGGAGAAGUGAUCGACAGCCUCGUGGGCAAGCAGGUGGAACACGCCAAAGAUGAUGGGUCUAAGAGAACCGGCAUUUUCAUCCAUCAAGUGGUGGCCAAGCCGUCUGUCUACUUCAUUAAGUUUGAUGAUGAUAUUCAUAUUUAUGUCUAUGGUUUGGUGAAAACUCCCUAAAUUUAUCGUGCUUUUGCAAAAUGUGUGGAACUAUUCAAUGUAAAAUAUGUCGUGUUCUUGUAAUUGUGAACUUUUGAGAACAGUUUUGGUGUCAGAGAUUCAGGAAUUUAUUAUUACUUACUACUUAUUGUGCCUCUAAAUCUUAUACAUUCACUAGUUCCACAGUUUUGCCCAAGUGUACUUUGGUAUGUAUGAUAUUGCCUUGUUCUGUAACUGAAAAAUUUUAAGUGGGUGCUAAUAGAAAAAUUGAAAAGUCUUUAUUACUAUUAGAACAAUGAAAAACUAAAGAAAAAUUAAUGGUGUGACCCCACACCAUAUCCUUCCCCCCUUUCCCUUACCUUCUCUCUUUCUUCUCCUCAGAUAACAAGUGUUAAGAACAUGAUGAAGAUCCUACGUUUUUUUCAAUCCUUUCCCAAAAAGUUUGUUGCAGUUGUUUCUGUAAAAAAUGACAAGCCGCAUCAUUUCUCUGUCAUUGCUUUUCUCACUUGGCAUUCAUGAAAUUCCUUCUGAUCAGUAGAUGCAGAUAUCUCUCCCUCUCCCUCCCUCUCUCUAUCCUUUUUCUUCCCCUCCCCUACCUCCCCUGAAUUUAUUUUUGUAUAUAAUAUUAAGAUACAGAUCCCUUUAUACAUUUUGUUCACAUUGGAUACCUGAUCAUGCCAUCGCAUUUAUUAAGUACCUCAACCAUUUCCCUCCCACUCUGGAAUUUGUUUUUGCAUGUGGUAUAAAAUUGAGAUUUAAGUAUACAUUUUAUUCAAGUUGGAUACCCAAUUGUGUCAUCACAUUUAUUAAAUAAAUCAUCUAUUCUCUCUCUCUCUCUUUCUCUCUCUCUCUAUCUCUGUCUCUCUCUGUCUCUCUCUCUCUUCCUGCUUCCAACAGCUGCAUACACAAUAUAUAUUUAUGUACUAAAAUGAUAUUUAACUGCUCAAUACAUACUGGUGCUUUUAUUUCUAUAGGGUAGAUUCCUAGAAAUGGGAUUGCUAGGUAGGCUGAUAAUUAAAUUUAAAAGGCAUUGCAAAAUUACUAUUUAAAAUGAAGGUUCUCAUUUUCCAGCAUCCUCUCCAGCACUCUUUAAUUUUUGCAAAUCUGAAAGGUGAAAAUUUGUUGUAUUGUCUCUUUAAUUGGCAAACUCAGUGAGGUUUUUUAUUUGUUUUAGGGGGUUUGUUUGUUUUGCCUUUUGGACUUUUAUCUUUUGUGAUUUGCCAGUAUUUACCUUAUGUUCAUUUAUCUAUUGAAUCUUUGAUCUUUUCCUUAUAAAUUUGUAAUAAUUCUUACUAUAUUUGCUAUAUGGUGCAUAUUAAUAAUUUGUAGCCCAUAUGUGUUAUGAUUUUUUGCAUCCUAUCAUUAAUCUUGACUUUAUUGAUGGCAUCUUUUACUUUACAGUUUUUAAAAAAAUUUUAGAUAGACUACUUUCUCCUUUUUAGAUUUUUUUUUGUCUUUUUCAGAUAAAUGUCUCAACCCCAAGUCAUACAAAUAUACACCUGCAUUUUUUUUUCUAAAAAGUUGAGGUUACAAUAUUUCAUCCAACUGGAAAUUAUUUUGUAGAUGGUAUAAAAUAGAUGUCCAACUAUACAUUUUGUUUACAUUGGAUAUCUGAUUAUGCUAUCACAUUUAUUAAAUAAAUCACCCAUUUUCAAGUUUUUGAGCCAAGUCACAUUAUUUUAACUAUAGUGGCUUAAUCUUAAAUUUUGGACUCUGGUAAAGCAAGUUACCUUUCAUUAGUGUUUUUUUUUCUUCUUUUUUUAUAUAACUUGUCUUAGACAUUCAUUCUUUCAUAUGAAAAUUAAAAGCAUUCUUUCCACAUUUUUAUAUAUAUUUAGAGGAAUAUGUUAAUAAUAUUAAUCCUAACAUUCAAGAGUUUGGAUUCAUCAUUAAAAUCUUUUGUUUUUGUAAUGUUAUUCAUCUAGGUUCAACAUAUCAGAUUAAAUUUAUUUCUAAAUAUUUUUACAGUUUUUGUUACAUUUUGACAUUCUGAAUGGAGUAUUUACUCCUGCUUAUUUGUAACUUGUUAUUUUUACCAAUAUAGACAAACUAUGGAUUUUUUUUUUUUUUACUUUCUGUUUAAUCAGCUUACUAAAUCUUGUAAAUUACACUGGGUUUUUAAAAUAGAAUAUUUUUUACUUUCUAGAUGUACAAUCAUUUCACCUGCAAAGAGGUAAUUUUAUUUUUCUAAUGUUUACAUUAAUUAUUAUUACAUUUACUGGAUUCUCUAAAACAGUGUUGAAUAAUGAUCAUGGUAGGCAUGCUUGUCUGGUUCUUUAUUUUUAUGGAAUUGUUUUUAGUAUUCCUUAUUAAUAUGACAUUUGUUUUUGUCAUUAACUAUUAACAUGUUUAGGGACUUUCUUCUCUUCGUGUUUUAUAUAACAUUAUUACUAAAACUGGCUCAUGAAUUUUAUCAAAUGUCUUUUCAGCAUCUAUUGAUAAAAUUUUAAGAUUUCCCCCUUAAAUUUGUUGACAUAUUGAAUUAAAGUGACAGGAAUUUGAUGUUGAAUCAAAAUUCUAUUUCUGGAAUAAAUUCUACAUGCUCAUGCACAGUGUAAUAAUCAUAUGAUAUAUUGCUGGUUCUUAUUUAGAAUUAUUGCAUUUGCAUUUCAAAGUGAAAUUGUGUUUGUCUGCACUGUCUUAGGUUUUUAAAUUAAAAUUGUGCUAGCUUAGAAAAUUAAUUGGUGAGUUUUUAAUAUUUUUCUGUUGUCUGGAAUAGUUUAAAUAACAUUAGAAUUAUUUGUUCUUUAAAAAUUAGCUAGUCCUAAGUUGUAAAACAAUCUAAGCCCAGUGACACUUUUGAUGGUAGAUCUUUAAUCAACUUUCUUAAUUCUUCAGUGGUAAUUUGUUUAUUCAAGCUUUCUAUUAAAACAGAAUGUAUAUUCUCUGUGAAAUACAAAGUUUAAAAUUUUACCUAUCCUCAUGCUUCUUGAUUGUGUUAUUCAGAUAUUUUAUGUACUUGAGUUUUGUAUAUGCACAUGUCCUAGAUAUGUUCAAUUCUGAAAACAUUGUAAUAAAGUCAUAAGCUAUCACGGUGUUUUAAA
Messenger RNA from Miniopterus natalensis, 4215 nucleotides. It is a transcript of the gene SPIN4, whose product is annotated as spindlin family member 4. Lineage: Eukaryota; Metazoa; Chordata; Mammalia; Chiroptera; Miniopteridae. Gene Ontology annotation, biological process: gamete generation. The record is from RefSeq and is a predicted model, not a curated record.